This is a messenger RNA of Trifolium pratense (red clover), 1549 nucleotides long. RefSeq names its product protein IQ-domain 26-like. Lineage: Eukaryota; Viridiplantae; Streptophyta; Magnoliopsida; Fabales; Fabaceae. The record is from RefSeq and is a predicted model, not a curated record. The coding region runs from base 83 to 1417 and encodes 444 amino acids. Gene Ontology annotation, molecular function: protein binding. The transcript has 4 exons.
AAGAAUUUUAUUCAACCAAGGAUAUCACACUUCAACUUGUACACCAGUAUUCUUUCUUCCAAGACCUCAAAUACUUCAACCAAUGGGUAAAACCAUAAGGUGGUUUAAGAGUUUGUUUGGGAUAAAGAAAGAUAAUUCAAAUUCAAAUUCAAAUUCUUCAAGCAACAAAUUGAAUCCUUCUCCUUUUGAGGCUUUCUCAAAGAGAGAUUCAAGAGGUUUGUGUCAUAAUCCAUCUACUAUACCACCCAACAUUUCACCUGCAGAAGCUGCUUGGGUUCAAUCCUUCUACUCAGAUACCGAGAAGGAGCAAAACAAGCAUGCUAUUGCGGUCGCAGCUGCCACGGCAGCAGCUGCAGAUGCUGCCGUGGCAGCUGCUCAAGCUGCCGUGGCUGUCGUUAGAUUAACCAGUCACGGCAGAGACACUAUGUUUGGUGGCGCUGGCGCACACCAGAAAUUUGCAGCUGUCAAGAUUCAAACCACAUUUAGGGGUUUCUUGGCAAGAAAAGCAUUGAGAGCAUUAAAGGGUUUGGUAAAGUUACAAGCAGUAGUGAGAGGGUACUUAGUGAGGAAGCAAGCAACAGCAACACUACACAGUAUGCAGGCACUAAUUAGAGCACAAGCAACAGUAAGGUCUCAUAAAUCUCGUGGACUCAUCAUAAACACAACAAAGAAUGAAACACAUAACAACAGAUUUCAAACACAAGCAAGAAGAUCCACGGAAAGGUACAAUCACAAUGACAGUAAUAGGAAUGAGUAUACAGCUUCAAUUCCAAUUCACAGUAGAAGAUUAUCAUCUUCUUUUGAUGCUACUGUGAAUAACAGUUAUGAUAUUGGAAGUCCAAAAAUAGUAGAAGUUGAUACUGGUAGACCAAAAUCAAGGUCUAGAAGGAGUAACACAUCAAUUUCAGAUUUUGGCGACGACCCGUCAUUUCAAACACUUUCAUCUCCACUACCAAUUACACCUUCUCAGUUAUUCAUUCCAAAUCAAAGAAAUUUCAAUGAAACAGAAUGGGGAAUAACAGGGGAAGAAUGCAGAUUUUCAACCGCGCAGAGCACUCCGCGGUUUGCAAGUUCUUGUAGUUGUGGAUUUGUUGCACCUUCCACACCUAGAACAAUUUGUGGAGAUAGUUUUUAUGUUGGUGAGUAUGGUAACUAUCCUAAUUACAUGGCUAAUACACAGUCUUUUAAGGCUAAAUUGAGGUCUCAUAGUGCUCCUAAACAACGACCUGAACCCGGUCCUAAGAAGAGACUUUCAUUGAAUGAAUUGAUGGAAUCUAGAAACAGUUUGAGUGGUGUUAGAAUGCAGAGAUCUUGUUCACAGAUUCAGGAUGCUAUUAAUUUUAAGAAUGCUGUGAUGAGUAAAUUCGAUAAGUCUACCGAAUUUGAUAGAAACUUCUCCACCCAAAGGAGGUGGUGAUCUAUAUGUAAUAGUGUCGUGUCUGAUAUCUGUGUUAUGUCGGGUCUAAUAUCCGUGUGUCCGUACUUAAUAGGUGGUGAUUUUAUUAGUGAAGUUAAGAAGCAUUUAUGAAAGAGCUAGUUUUUCAAUUGA